GCCGGGCGGCAGCUUUGUCCCGAGCCCGGCCCGGCGGCGUCCCGCCUGCCGCGGGGCCUGGCACGUGUGAUGACGCACGGGAGGACAGAGCUGUCGUCUGUCUCCGUUCCGCAGAUAAGGAGCUGGCGCGCGGAGGGACGUCGCGUGAUGCGCAGGGACCCAGGGCAGGGGCAGGAGCUGCAGCGUGCCGGUGCUCAGCGCCAGGGCCCGCGCCCGCAGCUCUCCCUCCGCCGCCGCUGGCUGCUGGCGGGAGAAAGAUGCCUUUUUAUCAACAAUACCUCCUGGAAAUCCUUCUCUUGCCUCUGGGGGAAGACGAGGAGUACGGCAACCUCUGCCCACGCUGCCGGUAAGGUAGGACCCAGCUUGCCUGACGUUUUGGAUCUGUUCUGCAUACAUCCAUGCAUGUAUAAUGCAGCUUCUCAGUAACAGGAUCUUUGGCACAUUCCUUUCGGCUGAGUAUUUACGACUCGACUGGCUUGAGGAACUGACUGCGUCCAGCCCAGCGCGACGCCGGGGCUCGGGGCAGCCCUGCGCGGGGUGCCGCGGAAGCAGCUGUCCGUCAGCCUAGACCAGCAGUGCCCUGGGCUCUCCCAGCUGUAAGAUUAUGUCUUUAACGGGUGUUUGUGCCUCUUUAGAAUAUAGCUAGGCAUGUUAAAUGGAGCACCUCCCACCCCGGGUAUCCUGAAGGGUUAAUGAUCGCUGCAGCAGAUGGAUGGAUGGUAAGGAGAUUGAUUGCCUUGUGCAAGGUACAUAAAGUCUCACUCUCCUCCAGAAACACAACACUUGUUCCACCAGGUAAAUAACUAGUUUAAAAUCCCUUCUCAUAGCAGCUGACCCUAGAUGUGUUUAUCCAAGUGACUGGAGUUGUUCCAGUCUCUCUGGUAAGUGACCUUUCCCGAAUUUUUCUUUUCAAGUUGACAUUUAAGAAGGGGGGAAAAAGUCACAGAAACAAACUGUGUUUUAACAGCGAUAAAGCCAUACCAGUCAACAAAGCCAGGAAAGUCUAAUUGGAGCCUGCCACUGAUGGCUAUGCCGUCCACAACGGAAUCUGUAAAGACAGCGCUAGCUUUAAUUUCCUGACCUGCUUGUUUUUGCAUUAAACAACGCGUUGGCCCACGGGAUGCUCCGCAGCUCUGCUCGGGUUAGGCUAACCGGCCGGGAUGCGCUGGAAGGCAGGGGGAGGGCUGCUGUGCAUCUAUCCGAGGAAAGGCUCGUGGGUGCAGUUAAGUCAAAGACAGCUGCUGGCAGCUGGAGGCACUCACAUUAUUGGUUCAUUAGUGAAAUUCAAAUGAAGAAGAGUCUUAAAUCUUCCUUGAAAAUAGUCUGAAUUUUGGCAGGCAGUGGAGCGCUCUGCUUAUUUUGAAAAGACCUUGGACAAUUUUGGUAAAUGUUUUACUAUAUGUACAGGGGGAAGUAAGAUUUAUCCCUUUUUUCUUUCAUGUGCUUCAGUGUGAAGCUUUUCAUUAGCUUCAGAGCUCAUGCUGCUCGCUCUCCCCCUCCCCUGGCAGUCCUGUCACAGAAAGUUGUUCAAGAGAUGAAGUCUCUGUGGUUUGAAGGAGGUUUAGCACACGUGCCCAGUACAUCAGGUCCCUCUUUGCGUCGAGGCAAUCCUGAGGGCGUUAUUAAAGGCUGCCCAGCACUGCAGGGCACCCCGAAGGCCGCUCUCCCCACGUUCCUGCCGGUGUCGAAGCCCUGUGCUUGCCCGCUGCCAGAUGACCUCCGCGGGCCGUGGCAUCUCCUGGCACCCGCACCCUCUCCAGCUGCAAAACACCCACCGCCGUCCCCAGGCCCGGCCCUGCAGGCUUUAUCCAGUUUUUUGUCUAGUUGCAGAAGGCGAGUGGGACUGCAAGCAGCAACUGGUCCGGCGCGUGGGACUCCCCCUGCCCCCCCCCCUUGGGCUGCUCUCCUCGUUGCUGCCCUCGGGAAUGGGCUCCCGGAGACACCCAAGGGCUCCGCUCCAGGCCUGCAAAGCCUUGCCUCGAGAAGAGGAAUCGAAACAAGGACCUCCCAGCAUUCGCGCUCUCCUGUAGCACGAGGCCUGGGAGAUACCCAGGAAGCAACUGGACAGACCGUCCCGCAAGGAACCGUGCGUUUCAGUUUUGUUUCUCGCGUAGCGGGCGGCACCGGCUGCCGUGCCGCCUGGAGUGGAAAUGGGCGCAAAAAGGCUUCGGGCAAAUUCACGGGGCUGGGCCUGGUGGCAGCCCUUGACUCAUGGCAUGGGGAGGUAGUGCCGGCUCGGGAAGGUGCUGUCCACGGACUCCAGGCGCUGGGGUGGGCUCAAGGAAACUCCCGCAUCCGCGGGCGCGUGCUGCCGCGGGGCUGCAGGGCCCGUCCGUGCUGCGUGGCCCCAGCACGGCUCGCGACCUCGGUGCCUGCGCCCGGAUGGAAAGCUCCGCUUCCAGCAAGCCGGUGCUUUGUGACGAAGGGAUUUCAGCCGAGGAAUUCCCGAGCGGCUCUGCCGGGACGGCUCCCAGGAGCGGAGCCUCGCUCCGGGUUGCUUUCAUGCCUUUUCUCGAGUGUGACCUACCUGUUCACGAGCACGCGAGAACAUCAGGCCCAGAGCAAAGCCCUGCCGCAGGGCGACGCCUGUUUCGGAUCCCGCCGGCAGGUGCUGAGCGCACGUUGCCGGCCCUGCCGAAGCGCCACGGUUCCCGUCCCUAGGCGUUAGCAAGAAACGUCCGCGCUUUUGUGCAAUUGGGAUGAUUCUUGCGCGAGGGAACGUUGCUCCUCCGGAGCUGUGGCCUUCCCUGCGCGUGCUCGCUGACGGCUCGCGGCCAGACGGGCUGGCUGCACCGUGCCUGCGGCAGGCCUGCGCGGGCGGCGCUCGCUGCGAGGCCGGCGCGUUGUCCCGGAGCAGGGCGGCGCGUGCUCGGGCGCUUCCUCUGCCCCUUCCAGCAACGUCAGCGCUGGAGAGCACGAGGCUAUUUUAAUCCCAGGAAUGUCAGCGGAUGAUUUCACUUUUGUUUUGUCCUUGAUAACCUUUCCCGGCACAAUGGGACCAGACGCCCGAGCCCAGCGCGCUUCCGCGUGCUCGCGGGAAAGCCAUUCAAACUGCUCUGCUCCUCUGGGGACAACACAAAAAGCCCGUUUAAAAAUAUCUACACAAUUGCCGUGGUGCCUGGACAAAGGGAAAAAGACCCGUCCCCACGCUGCUACACGCACGGCACGCAGGGAAGCAGCUUCGCCAGGGCCAGCGUUGGCGCGAGCAGGGCGGCCGCGCGGCUGCGUGCUGUGAUCCUGCUCCCGUUCCCACCGCCACGGCUCCGCGGUUGGGUCUCGCACCGCGGCGGCGGCGGCUGGGGGACGCCGAGGCGGGAUGGGCGCCGCGUUUACCCCGCGUGUGGUGAGCUGGAGACCCCUUUUCCGUCCUUCCUCCCCACCAGCAGGUUCCAGUAACCGCGGUGGCGGUGGCGCCCGGGGCGGCCGUGCGGCUCGGCAGCAGUUUUGAGGAGCGGGGCAGCCGCCGCACCUGCGCGGCCUGGGCCGAGGAAAGCCAAACUGGAGCUGCCGGCGGGAGGGAGCGCUGCCCCCGCAGCCGGGGGGGCCGAGCGCCGAGGAGGGGCACUGGGAUGCUCGGUUUCCAGCCGCCGGCACGGCGGUGCGAGGGGCCCGGCCCUCUCCGGGGGGCGGCGGGGGCGGCGCUGCGCGGGAUGAGCAGAUUUGCUCGUAAGCAGGACGGCACGGCUGCCGCACAGCCGCCUCCCCGCUCCCCGUCUUCUGCGUGGCCCCUUUUUCCAGUGCAAGCCCUGAGCGAGGCACGUUUGAGCCGCCCCCGCAGCGCGCGGGCCAGCCUCCGCGGGCCGCCGGCCUCGACGGGGCCUCGCGCUGGGGAGGGCCGGGGAGGGUUUGUGCAGCCCGCCGGGCACACGGCUCCGAAGCUGCCGGGCCAUCCAUGAGCUCCCGCCUGUUUACAAAACAGCGGCCGAGGGCUGCUCUCUGUUGUUACACACAUACUGCAUUCAGAGCGGCUAAACAGGCAAAGCCAAAAUGAAAGUCAUCUGUGAGCAGUUUGCCUUAAUUAGAAUAAAAUCCUGAUGAAUCAUGAGGUUUCUUUACCUCAAAGACGCACGAGGAAUUGACUUUGGCAGCGCGCGUCAAGGUACGGCCGUCGGCGCGAGCUCGCUAGCUGCGUUUGACAUCUGCUGGAAAGACUUGUUUUUCCGUCCCGAGUCACAUGCUAGCUUGUGAUCGGAUCAUGAGAUACAAAGGAUAAUCUUCCAAUAUUUAUUUUUCUCACUGGAAUUUUAAAAAGCAGAGGAAAGGAACAAAAGCACUGUAAAAAAACCCACAAGUGCCCUUGCCCGUGAGUGCUGCUCGGGGCUCGCCGCGGGCGGCGGCGGCGGGGCGCUGCCGGGGUUAGCUGCGGGGAGACGGUGCCUCGCCGCGGGGGCUUCUCCUCCCGAGCUGCGCGGGGCCCUGCGAGCAGCCGGGCCGGGGGCUUUGCUGGGCAGCGGAGCGGGGGGCGUCCCGGCAGCCCCUGCCCGGGCGAGGAGGGGCGUUUCUGCACGCCGGCGAUGUCCGUGCAAGGCGUCAGGCCUGUGCCCCCUGCUCGGCUGGAGCCCCGCUACCCCUCCGGAGGGAGCCGCGUGUCCCCUGCCCCCGCGGCCCUGCCCUGCCCCGCGCGGCGGCUGGCUGCCGUGGGAAAAGCUGCGCGGUGCGAGGGGGGAGGCCUCGUCCCUCCGCCGCGGCGGCACAAAGCUGGCCCCGUGCCCGCCUGCAGCGCUCGAUGGGUACAUUUGAUUAUAGAUGUCACAUAACCUUUUUUUUUUUUUUAUAACAAUAUCCUGAUGUAACCAGCUGGGCAGGUGGAGUUAUUUGCUGUGCACCCUAGUCCAAAGGUUUAAUAAGCCCAGCUGCAAGAUUACACCAGAAUCACCCUUGAAUAAAAUCCCCCAUAUAAUCUUUGGGGAAUUUUGCUAGUGCAUCUUGGGGAUGUUUGCGUGCGCGAGAUGAUGCCUAUCUACCGAGCACCGAAAACCCCCAUAGCCCGUCGUUUUGCCGCUGGGCUGCUCGGAGGGGCCGGUGCUCCCGCAGAGCCACCGAGCCCCACUCCGCCGGACCCCCGGCUGCCGGGGACUUUUGGCUUGAGACUAUUUCUGGCUGAAGAGAAACUAAGGCGAGGUGAUGGGGCGAGGCGUGUUUAUUUUGUGAGCCGGGGAGGUGUG
Dromaius novaehollandiae (emu) is the source of this 5165-nucleotide messenger RNA. RefSeq lists its product as uncharacterized. The record is from RefSeq and is a predicted model, not a curated record. The transcript is spliced from 2 exons. The coding region runs from base 1439 to 2668 and encodes 409 amino acids. NCBI's taxonomy places the organism in Eukaryota, Metazoa, Chordata, Aves, Casuariiformes, Dromaiidae.